Messenger RNA from Sphaeramia orbicularis (orbiculate cardinalfish), 5800 nucleotides. It is a transcript of the gene psd2, whose product is annotated as pleckstrin and Sec7 domain containing 2. Gene Ontology annotation, molecular function: phospholipid binding; protein binding; guanyl-nucleotide exchange factor activity. The record is from RefSeq and is a predicted model, not a curated record. Lineage: Eukaryota; Metazoa; Chordata; Actinopteri; Kurtiformes; Apogonidae. Gene Ontology annotation, biological process: regulation of ARF protein signal transduction. The coding region runs from base 219 to 2993 and encodes 924 amino acids. The transcript is spliced from 15 exons.
GAGGGAGAGAGGGGAAAAAAGAGCCGUCUGUCAGUGUUAUUCCCCGGUGUGGAGGUACAGAGGCAGAGGGGGGAGAGAGAGGACCACCAGCGCUGUAAAACUCUCAUUUUGACCCGACUCAACGCAUUUCACCGCCUCUCCAGCUGAUCUGAAGCUCUGGUCCUCAUCUCUGGCUGGAGUGGACAGCUGCCCCCCAUCCCACCCCAGUGAAGAGCACCAUGACCCAGGAGGGGCAGGCUCUGCCCUCUCCCACCCCACCUGCAAACACAUUGGAGCCCGAUACGACGACCACAGCGACCACGAAUGCGGCUGACCCGCCCGCAGAGACACACACUCAGCCAGAGCAGGACAAGCUGGGGGCUGGAGUCAAGGAUGAGGUAGAGGAAGGGAUCAGAGAAGGAGAGGAGGAGGAGGAGGAAGGGGCUGCGCAGGUACAGGAGACACACGGUGAAGGAGAAGGUAGGGAGGAAAUAAAGGAGGAGGAAGGAGAGCUUGAGUUGAAAGAGGAGGAGAGGGUAGAUGGCCCUGGAGAUGAGCAUCAGCAGACAGACAGCAGGGAGGAAGAGGAGAGGGAAGGAUGUAUAAAUGUAAGCUCAACAGGGGAGGAGGCAACCCACGAAGAGGAGCAGAUUAAAGAAGAUGAAAACAAAGAGAUGUCAUCAUCUACAGAAGAGGAGGCAACUCAUCCUCAACAAGCUGAACAACUAGCAAAUGGCAUAGGUGGUAAUGAAGAGGAUGAUGAAGCAGGUGAGGACCAAGGCAGAGAGGAUGGAGGGGUCACACACUUGGACACUUUCAGCUCCAACUUUGAGACGACUGUAGAAGAGGCAGACACAGAGGUGGAGGAUGAAGAGGAGGAGGUUCAAAAAGAAGGAGAAGAGACAGAAAACCACGACACUUUCAGCUCUGCUUUUGAGGAAAUUGUUGAGCAGGUUGAUGCACAGGAGGAAGAUGAGGAGGAAGAAGACAGGGAGUUGGAGGAGAGGGACACAGGUAGGGUAGACAACAAAGACGGCUUCAGCUCCACAUUCGAGCGCAUUGUGGAAUCUGCCCUGCUGAGGGGUGGGACAUGCUACAGUAGCCUGGACUCUCUAGACGUGUUGUCGCUCACAGAUGAGACCGACAGUUGCGUCAGUUUUGAGGCACCACUGACGCCACUCAUCCAACAGAGGGCGCUGUUACAGUGCCCUGAACCCCUGGAGCUGGAGCUGGCAACUGUUCAGGAGCAAGAAGGGGCCGAGGCUGGACCAGACGCCCCAGGUGGAGAUCUAACAGCUGGGGACACCAAUGAUGGUGGUGCUGGAGCUGCAGCCGGCAUAGGUGGAAGCCCGCUGAGGACCACCAUACCCGGGAGCAGGUCUGAGUUUGUGCUGAGCCAGCCUGGACGCUGGGCCAUUCCAAAUGGUUACCACAUAGACUCCCAAGGUGCUACAGAAGGUUGUGGAGCAAUGCACAACUCCGUCAGUGAUGCCAACCUCACAGACGCGCUGUCUGACUCAGAGGAGUGUGAUUUGGGCAGUCUGGAGCGUUUGGAGCGUGGCAGCACCGACACUUUGGCCAAUGGCUGCCGAGCCGACUCUGAAGCUGCCAAGAGGUUGGCCAAACGCCUUUAUCACCUAGAGGGCUUCAAACGCUGCGAUGUGGCCAGACACCUGGGCAAGAAUAAUGACUUCAGCCAGCUGGUGGCAUCAGAGUACCUGAGCUUCUUUGAUUUCACCGGCCUGUCUCUGGAUCGAGCCCUGAGGAACUUCCUAAAGGCCUUCCCCCUGAUGGGAGAGACCCAGGAGAGAGAACGGGUCCUUGUACAUUUCUCAAGACGCUUCUGCCACUGCAACCCACAGACACUCACCUCUGAAGACGGAGCCCACACAUUAACCUGCGCCCUCAUGCUGCUCAACACGGACCUACAUGGACAUGUGAACAUUGGAAAGAAGAUGUCCUGCCAGCAGUUUAUCAGUAAUCUGGAUGGCCUCAACCAUGGCAAGGACUUCCCCAAAGACUUAUUAAAGGUCUUGUAUAACUCAAUAAAGAAUGAAAAGCUGGAGUGGGCAGUUGAGGAGGAGGAGCUGAGGAAGAGUCUAUCCGAGCUGGUGGAGGAGCAGUGUGAGGGCGGGAGUAAACGUGUUGCCAGGGUAACGGAUGGCAGUAACCCUUUCAUUGCCAUCCCCAUCCUCCUCAAUGCUGUCACCUACAAACAUGGAGUACUGACCCGCAAAAGCCACGCCGAUAUGGACGGCAAACGCACUCCAAGGGGUCGGAGAGGUUGGAAGAAGUUCUAUGCGGUUCUGAAGGGGAUGAUCUUGUAUCUCCAGAAGGAUGAGUACAAACCUGAUGCUGACAUUUCUGAGGUGGACCUGAAGAAUGCAGUGCGGAUCCACCACGCUUUAGCCACACGUGCCACUGACUAUAGCAAAAGAGCCAAUGUACUGAAGCUGAAAACAUCCGACUGGAGGGUGUUUCUGCUGCAGGCCCCGAGUGAGGAGGAGAUGAUGUCCUGGAUCUUUCGGAUAAAUCUGGUGGCAGCACUCUUCUCUGCGCCAGCCUUCCCUGCUGCCAUCGGCUCCAUGAAGAAAUUCUGUCGACCCAUCCUGCCGUCUUCAUCCACCAGACUCAAACAGGAGGAGCAGCUGCUGAGCCACGAGAGUAAACUGAAGCAGAUGAGCCUGGAGCUAGAGGAGCAUCGGAAAAACCCACCCUCUUCUGACCCCAAAAGCCGCGAUUGGGAGGAGUACCGCCUCAAAGAGCACUACCUCACAUAUGAGAAGACUCGGUAUGAGACGUAUAUCAGCCUCCUGCAGGCCAAAAUUCGUGCGGAGACGGAUGACCUUGAGAAGAUCGAGGCCAGCGUGAUGGGUGGUCUGCUCAUGGAAGGUGGCCUGGCCGGCCGUGAGUGCCAUCUCCGCAAGACGCAGUCAUCUCCGUCCAUCAGCCAGGCUCACGGCGGGUUAAAUGGGAGGGCCACUGGAUGCACUGUCCCAGGACAGAGGAGCUGAGACAGAGGAGGUCCGACAGACUGUAGUCCAAAUGAUAGUAACCCCCUCCUCAAGCUGUAUUAGCUUAUAUCCUACACCUUAAUAGUAGGCUUUUUCUGUUUCAGGCUCCUCCAUUUCCUUUUUUCUGCUCCUGAACUAAUGCACAAUAGUGUUUAUUGUACGUACAGUGAUGGGCAGACAGCUUAUCAGUCCUGGCGAUGCAUUUUUUGUUCUCAAGCAAUAGAUGAAGGUGAAGAUCCUGCCCUUGAUACAACUGACUCUACCAGACCUCAGUUCGUUGUUGUUGCACAUUAAAAAUGAUCACAUCUGUGAUCACUAUUUAUAGCAGCAUCAUCAGUAUUAUUUGUGCUGAAACUCAGAGCAACGCAGUUACAUUUAGUUGAAAUGUGUUUUAGUUAUGAGCAGAAGUUUAUAAUUUAUUAGUCUGAGGUCACAAUGGGAAGAAAGAGAGUCCUGACAUGAGUGAGAGUGAACGGCUCUGAAGUGUCCUGAUCAGAGACAUCAGCUGUCAUCAGUUCACGCUCGCCUGGUCUGACUGGCCUUUGUCCUGUCUGUCCUGUCCUUGUUCUACCGUCCAGGUGGGGAGAUGAAGAUGGAGAUGGUACUGCUGUAGCAUUUUGACCUUUUUUCGCACAACCAGCCACUCACAUUUGUGUAUGGACCUACAGUGUUGGUGGAGUGUGGUGUGACGAUAGGUGUCCUGAAGUUAAAUCCAAAAAACUGACAAAUACAAACUCAGAGGACUUCUACGAAGGAUCAAGUCCCUGCCAUGUAUAGCAUAUUUAUUUAUUUAAUUCUCCAAACCUUUAUUAAUUCACCCCAGGACGGGUUUACGAGAGCGAGCUGGCUCUUCUUCAGUAUCACUCAUAACGUAUAUUUACAUGUGUAUAGGAGCUGCCAAGUGGAACCAUAGUUUUUAUUGUUCAGUGCUAAGCUGCUCCACCGGAGGAACUGCAGGUUGAGUGCCUUACUCAAGGGCACCUCGACACUAGUUGUUGGGGGGUUUUAAGAGAUGUGCUUCAUCAGUGUCCAAACCGCUGAAAGGACUUGAAUCAGUGAGAUCACAAGUCUUUUAUUCUGUGAUUUUUAUGCCCAAAAUACGGAUGUGUAUUCAAUUAUUCUGUUUGUUUUCAACAGCUUAAAGCUGAACUGAAGAGGAUAACAGUAUGUGACUGACUGAAAGCACUGUGCCAUGUUCUGUUUUAUUCCACCAUUUACUGCUUUUCAUGUGCCAUGACUGAAUGCACUGAACUGAUAAAGCUGAUAGUAGAACAAUAUACAGCUGGGUAUAAGGUUUGUGAAGACUGAAAUGCAAUGAAGGGCAGAACAGGAAAGUGUGGGUGGUAGGCACAUGAGUGGGUCAGCUAAUAUGUGUGUGCAUCGGCAUGCUUUUUUAAAACUGGUUCCAGAUGAGAUGUAGCUGUAGGCAACAGGAAGAAGUAAAUAUAGCAGGGUUAUGUUUUGUAUUUAGAAUUCAAAAGUAUUACAGGUAGCAUGUUUGAUGAGAAACAAUCCAACAGCCUUCUGCUGAAUAAGACUGCCUUUACAAUCAGGCCUGGAUCUCUCCAAAGCAUCUUCAGCUCAUUCAAAAUGAAAUUACCUUUAAAUCUAACCACUUUUUGGUCUCAUUUAAGCUUUUAAUGUGAAAUUGAUCUUACCAUGACAUAUUUGGUCAUAUGUCUGGUCUGGUAGAUUUCUACCAGAGCCACCAUUCCCAGCAAAUGAGGAUGUUUUUGAGAGCAGGCCCUGGCCUUUCUUAAACAGAGACUUGCUGGUUUGGAGUGUACAGCAGCAGGCCUGCUCCAGUUUAGCAUGUGAAAGUCAAGAAACGUAUCAGCAUCCUGGAACAGAAAGAGGAACAGUAGAACUCCACCAGCAGAUAGCUAUCAAAACACCCUUGAUGUAGGUGAGGAGAAGCAGGAGUUUUCCCAUCUCCUGUUUCCUUAGAAUGAGCAUUAGGGUUGGUUUUCUAGGUAAAGGCCAUUUAUACCAACCAAGAACGGGCACAACUGACAUUCAGCACACAUUUUCAAUUUGGGGAACACAGCGUCUGAAGCCUGUUUUUCACAGAAAGAGGAUUGUUUAAUUGUGGAACAUGGGGUGAAAGGGCUGGUGGUACUGUUUGUGAGCACCUUAAUUGAUUCCAACCCACCCAAACACACACACACACACACACUUCUCUUUCUACAUAAUUUGCUGACGACACAACUGUAGAUCAGUGAGCUAGUGCCCCCUCACUCAGCCACAGUGCGGCACAUGUUGACAUAAGCAGAGCUGUGGGUAUCUACACUAUGAACAAUCAUAUCUUUGGCUCUGGACACAGUGCUUCUGCUGCUUCGUAUAUCAUAUUAAUAGUGACUGAUGGGAUCUGAGAUCCUCUUGGGACUUGGCUGGAAACCUGAAAUCACAGCUGGAACCGGAUCCUUGUACAGACCAAAACGCUGAAACGGAGUUAAGUUUUCAGUGAGGAAGUACCAUUUUAUAAAGCUGUAUUGUGAGGAUAAAUAACUGCUUUCUUACAGGGAGACAUCCCCUAUAGUCACUUUGGCUGUUGUGCUAACCAUUGUUUCCCGAUGUUCUAGGGUAGGCCUGUGCUGUAAUAUAGGAUUGUGAGAAAAUAUUUGUUGAUGUUAUGUUUUAUUUAAAAAACGACAACUUCGGCACUUUUGAUGUCAGCAUUGGAUCUGUCUUUUUGUUUGAUUUGUUUGUAUAUCUGAACUGUUUUUGACAGGAUGCUCAUACUAUGUAAAGGACAUAUUUACUGAAUAUUUAGUCUGUGCUUCAUAAAGUAAGCUUUUAUACAGACA